AUAUGGGUGUGCUUGUCUUGGAGGUAAUGACCAAACUGGACCAUCUCCCCAUUGGCAGAGCACAAAUCACCAGCCUGUCCCAGCUUUCACCCAGCCAUCCCAUCAGCGGAGUUUUCCCCAUCAUUUCACCCACAUCUGAUAAACUUGGAGAGCUGCAGGUCUCACUGGUUCUGGAACCUCUGCCAGGACGGUACGACACCAGCAGCUCUAUCCCAACCACAGAUGAGAGUUUGGAUACUGCUCCUGGAAGCAGCAAACCCCAGAUUCUUGCUCCAUCACAGCAGUCCAGGCAAACACGAGUGACUGUUACUGACCAGGCUGUUAACAAUGGCAGAGCCUCAACUCACAGAAAAAAGGACCAUUUUCUCUUUCAAAAGAACUCUGAAAACAUAAAGGACACUUUUCCUGCUUCUCAUCACCCUCUGAUUUUACCAGAUGAAUGUCUGAAAAUGAGUCCUUCGAAUGAAGAAGUGUCAUUUUCCACCAGUGCUAAUCUUGAAGGACCUGCCAGAACAAACACUCGGGUGCUCUCUUUACAUAACCCAGCUACAAAAGACCUGCUUUCAGCUCUUUUGGAUCAAGGCAAUAAACUCCGUGAUGCCAUGGUUGUGUCUGCAAUGAAGUCAAGCCCAGACAUGGACAUUGAACUAACUGAAGUGUCUCCUUUUGUAGAGAGAGAUGAUUUCAAAGCACCAGCCAAGAGCACCAAAGGCUUGAACUCAAGUUCUCUGCCCACUCCUGAAGAUCCCCAUCCCCUUCCUUCUGAAGUUUCUGGUCAGCACCUUGAUCUGAACUCUGAAGAGACAGCAGUCGACCUACUCUUGGGCAGUGCUGAUUUCUCCACUGUGCCUUUCUGGGAUCGGACGGGUUCCCUUUGGGAUUCUCUGUCUCUUGGCAGUGAGGUGUAUGACAGUGAACUCAAUGAUCCCCAUUACGACCAGAGUCUGCUAGAGAGUCUUUUUUACACAGCUCAUAAAUCUGAUUCCAGCUUAAGUGAUUUGCUCAGUGAUGAUGAUGGUGUAAACUCCUCCAAGAAAGUAACCGAAGCACAAACUGGCAAGAACACUGAUCCAAGGAAUCCUCAGAAGGAUUCUAAUGCCUUUGGUCAGGAUCAGAAAGUGACAGAAAUUGUACCCAGCCACUCUGCUAUCAGACCACUUGCUCCUCCAGAAGAUCUCAUAGAAGCUGCUCACAUCACAUCCUUGGGUGCAGACAGGUUGGCAUUGCUGGAGCGAAUCCACCUGGCCAGAGUCAUCAUUGAAAGCUUGAAAGUCCCUCCUGAGAGCAUCCAGGUCUCACCAAGAAAGAAAGGUGUUAUGGGGAAGCCUCCAAGGCCUGCAUCAGUUAACAAGUGUACCUUCUUUGUUGAGUACCACUUUCCAGUGGGAGCCUCUAGGGAUGAAAAAGGACAGAUCUCCAUAACAACAGAAGUAACUCGAAUAGCUUCACGUAGAAUCACAGAUGAUGUGGUGUCAUUCCAGCAGUGGUUUGUGUUCCCUGUCCGCUUUGGUGGAGCCAUGAUAGAGCACUGGUGGAGCUCUGCUCUUGCUUUUAAAAUCUACAUGAGAAAAAGCACACAGAAAAAGCCAGUGGCCAUUGGCUCAGCUGCGCUUCAGUUACGCCAGGUUGUUCAGUCGGAGCUGCUCACUGUCAGCUGUGAAAUACCUGUGGACAAAGAGGGAGAUCAGGCACAAGUUGGGCCACUAAAGGUGUCCUUAGAGCUUGCAGCCAACAACAAAGACUUCACCCACACCACUGCCCGCUCACCUGUGGCUGCACAUCAAGCCCCAGUGCAUGCUGUGAGAAGUCCUGGGCUGCAAUUCCAGGAGCCCAACAGGAAGAGUUUAAGUCCAGGAAGCCCUCACUGCUUGAAACUUAACCACAGUGACUCACAGAAGACAGGAGCAGCCACUAUGAACAUGGUGCAGGCACCACAGGCUGCACCAACCUCUGUAGCCCAUCAUCUGCUGACACAAAGAGCCACGUCUGAAGAAGAUGGGUUAUUGCUACAUGUGCUGCUGAUGGUGCCUGAUGGAAAGGAUUUUGUUGCUGAAGACCAAGGGCUCCCCAGCUCUUGUAAUGUGUAUUUAAACUGCAAGCUGCUCAGCACUGAGGAGGCAACGAGAUCUGCUGUUGUAUGGGGUACUACUCAACCUGCCUUCAAUUUUUCUCAGGUGAUGCCUUUUUCCUUGACUUCCAAGCACUUGGAGCGGCUGAAGAACAACGUCAUGAUUAUUGAAGCAUGGAACAAGAUGGGAAGCCCUGGCUGUGACAGGCUGCUGGGAUUAGUGAAACUGCCUCUGCAUCAGUUCUACAUCUCAUUCAGAGAUCCAAAGAUUUCCCACUUGCUGCUUCAAGCUCAGUAUCCUGUGGUGGCUGUUGACAGUUAUAUGCCUGUGGUGGAUGUUUUUACUGGCAGCAGGAGUGGAAGCCUGAGGGUCAUUCUGGCAAUGGGGUCAGCGGAUCAAAUCGUGGCACUGCAAAGGCUAAAAACUGAAGAAGGGAUGGUACCUCCCAUCACACAGCGACCUUCCCACUCUCUGGACCUUCCUCCUACAAAGCCUGUCAUGCAGUUAGACCAAGAAGGGGAAGACCUGCUGGAGCAUGUGUUUGAGAUCCACGUGGAGAGUGUGAAAGGACUGACACCAUUACAGUCCACUGUCUGGGGAGAGGCCGACUGCUAUGUACAGUACUACUUCCCAGUUCAAGAGACUGGUUGUGGUGCACUGCAAGGAGCUGAAUUGCAGGAGGAUGGCAUCAAGUUAAGGCCGUUCCGCACAGCAACCACUUUAUGUGUCCCUGAUCCUGUCUUCAAUGAUGAGCAUCAUCAUUCUUUGUUGGUUCCUGCUGAUGUCCCAGUCCAGAGGCUUCUGGUCAGUGCAUUUACGGCCCCAGGAGUGGCUGGAGGAGGAAUCCAGUUUGAAGUCUGGUGCAGGUAUUAUUACCCAAAUGUCAGAGACCAGGUGGUUGCCAAAGGAACCUUGCCUUUGUCACGGCUCUGUGCCAUGGUCACUAUGCAGCAUAGAGAAGAAAUAGGGAUACAAACAUUUAAUCUUCCAUUGGUCCCCCGGACUGAUUCCUCAGAGGAAUUUCAUCUGAGGUCUUCAGGUUUGCUAGAUGUGAGUGUGCUAUACCAGCGAUUUGUGAGGACAGCAGCAGGAGGAACUGCUCGAGCUGUUUUUCUUGCUGUACAGAUACACAGAGCAGCUGGUUUGCAAGCAGCAGCGAGAGCUGUGGCACAAAAGAACCCUUCCCUCCAGCACUAUGCAGGUGUGGGAGUCAAUGCUUAUGUCUCUGUGCACCUCUCCUUCCUACCUGAGGCAGAGAGACGCCACACACGAGCUGUGGCUUGUUCCUUCUGCCCUGCAUUUGAGCAUCACAUGGAGAUUCCCUGUAACCUCAUCAUUCAGAAGAGCAGUGGAGAAGCCUCUUGUCUAGGGGAACUCUUGCAGUCUGCUGGUAUCACCUUCUCUAUCUAUCAUCAGAGCACCAGGUCAGCCACUGACAGAUUGGCACCUCAGACAUCAAGAGAUUGUCUUCUUGGGACAGUCACAAUUCCAACCAGGCACCUACUGAGAAGAAGAUCAGGUAUUUCAGGCUGGUACCCAAUUACACUGCCUGAAGAUGUCUUGCCUCCUCACUGCACAAGCAUCAUGCAGGCCAUUGUGGGAGGACUGGAACUCUCUGUCACCUUUGCUCAUCAGGAUGACAGGGAGCGUGUUUUGGAAGCUGCUAAGCUCUUGGGAUGGAACAGUGAGAUCCAUAGCACGGAUGACAGUGAUGAGUGGGAGCAGAGUUCCCAGCCAGUGACUGUGACCAUCUCAACCCCAAGAGUAUGGCUGCCCAUCCACUGUUUGCUGCUUGCAGGCCAGACACACCUAAACAAAAGCACUUAUUGCUAUCUCAGGUAUAAACUGUAUAACCAAGAGGCCACUUGGACUGUGCUUAAAAGGCCAAAACUGAGUGAUGACACCAAGAACGUUACAGUAAACUUCAAGAAACCAAACAAGGUGAUGCUCAGAAGAAGCCAUGGGCUCCAUUGGUUCCUCAGAGAGGAGAAAUUAGAAAUCCAGGUGUGGUGGGCAUAUGGGAAAGCAAAUGAUGUGGAAAGACCACUUGAUACAGAUCGUCUCAUUGGAUCUGCCUAUGUUGACCUUGCAGCAUUAGCAGAGAGCUCAAGGAAGACUAUAAGUGUCAGUGGGGUUUAUCCAUUGUUCAGAUGCAAUGCUGCAGACCUAGCAGGAGCUGCUCUACGUGUUCACAUCGUCCUUUCUACCACUUCUGCUCUGCCCAGCAGGCUUCACUAUGCUGAGGAAUACAGCAGCAGUGAAGAUGAAGGCACAGAGAAGGCACCUGCUCUGAACCAACAGGUCUCUGAAGAUCAGAGUCACAAACUGGAUGUUGUAAGUUCAGAUACCACCAAUGACAAACCACAAGAAGAAGAUGAUGUGAUGCUGCUGGAAAACACAGUUGCUGUCAAUAUCAUUGUGGAAAGAGCAAUGCAUCUGAGUUUAAAAGGUAACAUCACCACCUCCAAAGAACGUGAAGUGACAGCCCCCAGUAGCUGUGUAUCAUUUGCUGUUGCUGGUGCAGAUGCUCCAGUAACCACUUCAGUAAUAGACAAUACAGACUCACCAGUCUACUUCCAGCAAGAAGCACGGUUAUCCAAAGAGCUUCUGCUGGAUCCACAGCAAACCUUGGUCUUCAAAGUGUGGCAUAAAGCAGAGACUGAGCGAGUGAUAGGGUUUGCAUCAGUGGACCUGUCUCCUCUCCUUUCUGGCUUCCAGCUCGUGUGCGGGUGGUACAACAUCACAGACUUCAGUGGACAGUGCAGGGGCAGAAUCAAAGUAGCAGUGUCCCCUCUUCAAAAGCUAACUCAUCUCAAAGAAGAAAGGCAGGCAAGGAUACGGAGCCAGCCCCGAGUUCUGCA
Melopsittacus undulatus (budgerigar) is the source of this 4930-nucleotide messenger RNA. RefSeq names its product C2 domain-containing protein 3-like. NCBI's taxonomy places the organism in Eukaryota, Metazoa, Chordata, Aves, Psittaciformes, Psittaculidae. Gene Ontology annotation, biological process: cilium assembly; centriole elongation. The record is from RefSeq and is a predicted model, not a curated record. Gene Ontology annotation, cellular component: centriole; centriolar satellite.